Anopheles coustani is the source of this 1128-nucleotide messenger RNA. RefSeq lists its product as uncharacterized. Bases 1 to 1128 code for a protein of 375 amino acids. The record is from RefSeq and is a predicted model, not a curated record. The transcript has a single exon. Gene Ontology annotation, molecular function: protein binding. Lineage: Eukaryota; Metazoa; Arthropoda; Insecta; Diptera; Culicidae.
AUGAACGAAACCACCUGCGAUGAAGAGCCUUUUGGUGCUCCUUCAACCGACUCCUUUCUGCGGCACAUUGAUGAAAUGGAGCUCGAGCAGGCCCUCCAGCCGGUCCGAACCAGCAACCGACCCGCCCUGUGGCCGCUGAUGGAGCGGCGUAUAAAGGCUCGCGAAAACACCGACCUCCAAGUGCACAUCGGCGAGGAGCUGAUCCACUGCCAUCUGCUGCCGUUGCAGUGCUUCAGCGAGUACUUCGAACGGCAGGUGACGCCGGGCCAGGCCGUAGUCGAGCUACCCGAGCAAGAAGUCCGUCCGGCCGCCUUCCGUAUCGUCUACGAGUGGAUUCUGGAUUCACACCGACCGCUCGAAUGGCAGCACUUCGUUGCGGUGCUUUCGGCCGCCGAGUUUCUGCAGAUGCCGGCCCUUAUCGAACGCUGCUGGCUCCACCUGGACAAUCCGCGCGUGGUGGAGAACGUGGCGUUCUACGUGUACAUGCAGGCGCAACAGUUCGCGACGAGCAACGAGCUGCAGACGAUGAUGCUCCGCCGGAUCUGUCGCUACUUCCUCGCCCUCGUCAGUUCGCCCGAGUUCUGCGAGCUGAGCCUGGCCGAUGUCGGCGUGCUAUUCUCGUCCAACAUAAUCGCCAUCUUCGACGAAACGGACGUCCUGUACGCCGGCUGCCAGUGGCUGCUGUACGAUUGGCCCGACCGGAAGGAGCUGAUCGAGGACGUGAUGUGCCUGGUGCGCUUCAAGUCGAUGCACACUGGCGAUCUGGCCCGGCUCUGUGUCUUCCACGAGUGCGGUGAGCUCCAGCCGAUCCUACGCCAUCCCGCCACCAAGCAGCUGGUCGACGAGGCACUCGCCUACAUCUGCUCGCGUCGGAAUAACGGCUCGUCCGAAAGACCGACCACUGGGGAUGGCCGAAGAAGGAGCUCGGCGGAGCGGGUUCGGUUGGUUCCGGACACGCGUGAAACCUUAACAUACGUGGCCGGAGAUGCGACCUUCAAUGGGUUUAAGGUGUUCCUGGGCAUCAUGCAGGAGAAACCGAACAUCUGGCGCACGUUCAGCGUAUCCGAAGAUAACGCCGGCCUGCUGGACGACAUGGUUGGCUGCACCGAAGCGAACUGCAACAUGUAA